CUUCUAAGCAGCCUACAAAGACAGACACAGAGAGAGGGAUACAGAGGAACCUGAAGCAUCCUUACCUUCCUGCACAUCCCCCUCCUUCCAACACACAAUGGUGACUUCCUUGAAGCUCUGGCCAAUGAUGGUAGCCGUCGCAAUCUGCGUCUUAAUAUGUCUAGGAACGAUAGUGGAGGGAUAUCCACCCAAACCGGAAAACCCUGGAGACGACGCUUCACCAGAGGAAAUGACCAAAUAUUUGACAGCCCUGCGGCAUUACAUCAACCUGGUGACACGGCAAAGAUAUGGAAAGAGGGACAGUCCCGCUGACAAUCUGCUUUCUGAUCUUCUGUAUGGAGACAACGGAAACUACAACAGCAGAUCACGGUACGACGACUCCUACUAUAAAUGGUGACCCUCAGAGCCCUCUUCUCCCUCCGCUCCCCAGGUGACCGCUGUCCCGCCUUCCCUUCUUUUUAACGUAUCGAUUAUUUUUACGCCAUUUUGCAUUCUGACUGGUUCCUGUAUCCUGUCGCUCCUCCCAGCGGGAGAGUGCAGAUUGGUCGAGAAUGCCCUCCACGGGGGGUGCGUGUGUGUGCGCGCGACAUUUCUUCCAAAGCUGCCUCUCCCAUAACACACAAUUUGUGAUGUCCGACUGAGAAAUUCACCGUGUCCAGAUAAUAAAAGCAAGUUUAAUGGAAGUG
Messenger RNA from Nanorana parkeri, 686 nucleotides. RefSeq names its product peptide YY-like. Gene Ontology annotation, molecular function: neuropeptide hormone activity; neuropeptide Y receptor binding. Gene Ontology annotation, biological process: feeding behavior; neuropeptide signaling pathway. The transcript is spliced from 4 exons. Lineage: Eukaryota; Metazoa; Chordata; Amphibia; Anura; Dicroglossidae. Gene Ontology annotation, cellular component: extracellular region. Bases 98 to 397 code for a protein of 99 amino acids. The record is from RefSeq and is a predicted model, not a curated record.